GAAAAGGACAAAAAACCCAUCUUUCUGUACCCAAUUGUUACACAGGUUGAUCUAAAUCUCUUGGUUUUGGUGUUGCAUUCGCUCAAGAAAUGAUAAUGAAAUCAUAUUGAGUCUUUCAUCCGGGACAAGGAAGAAAAAUAAAACUUCCUAGCUCGUUUGAUCAGAAUCCUUCCUGCAGGCAUCAAGAAAAUUUUCCCUAAAACAUUCCCAAUUUUCUGGUGCAUAUAUGUUCUUCUUUUUUGCUUGCAGGGUCUAUCGAAAAAUCGUUUUUUGGGCAAUGCAGCCAUAUACAUAAACAGAUUGAUAAAGCAUUUAGACGAUUGGAAUUAAAAUUCCAUCAGGGCUACCACCAUUUUCAAAUAAUGAUUAUCGGAUAGGAACCAUCCAAGGUGGAUUGGUCAUUUUCAUGGCUAAUUUGAGGUUUUGAUGAAUAUGGAAGCUUCAUCCACCUGGAAUCCUGAACAGAUUGAGCAGAGAAAACUAGAGGAAUCCGUGGGACAAAACACAACAGAAAAUUUUGUGACUUGCAUCCACAGGGCCAAACUUGCAGGUAAUUUCCGUGAUAUUAUGGUAACUUGGUCAAAGACAUUAAUUGGUCACUCCCUAAUCAUCAUGGUAGAAGAGAAUCCUUGUGAAGGAACUCAAUCUACAUGCAAGAUAGAUCUCAAAACCUGGCAGUUUUGGGGGAAAAAGGGUCUGAAAUCAUUCAAAGUCGACGAGAAACGGGUGGAUGUGUAUUGGGAUUUAAGAUCAGCAAAAUUCUCCACCUGCAGCCCUGAACCAAGUUCUGGUUAUUAUGUUGCUUUGGUUUCUGAUAAAGAGCUAAUUUUAUUCCUUGGGGAUCAGAAAAAAGAAGCAUAUUCAAGAACCAAGUGCAGACCCUCAUCAAUGGAUGCUGCAUUAGUCCACAAGAAGGAAAAUGUGUUUGCUAAGAAGUGUUUCUGUACAAGAACUAUGUUAGGAGAAGGCAAAAGGGAACACCACAUCAUCAUUGAGUCUUCUAUUAAUCCAGGGCCUUAUGAUGAUCCUGAAAUGUGGAUUAGCGUCGAUGGAAUCGAGUCGGUUCGAGUUUCCAACUUGCAUUGGAGAUUCAGGGGAAAUGAGACUCUGGUAGUGGAUGGAAUUCCAGUACAGAUUUUCUGGGAUGUGCAUGAUUGGCUGUACAACAAUGAUGAUGAAUCUGUAUCAGGUCCGGGGACAUUCAUUUUCAUGCAAGGUAACAUUAACAGAGAUGAAGAAGUAGAUGAGGACUAUAGUGUUGGAAGAAGGAGAAGAAGUAAUCCUAAUUGUGAUGGAGUUGAUUUUGAUUAUCAGGUUAUAACAGCAGAGUUCUGUCAUUUCCUUUAUGCAUGGAAGACCGAAUGAAUGAAAAUGGGACAGUCUUUGACAUUUUCGUAUCUCUCUUUUUUUUUUUUUUCCCCUGUAAAUUGUUACCAUAUUUGUAAAAUAGUAGCAUCAAUUUUCUCAGUUCUUUUAGUAAACUUUCAUUCAUCUGGAAGCCUCUAAUAAAAUUGUGAGACGAUGAUUUAUGCCGCUAUAA
Oldenlandia corymbosa var. corymbosa is the source of this 1540-nucleotide messenger RNA. NCBI's taxonomy places the organism in Eukaryota, Viridiplantae, Streptophyta, Magnoliopsida, Gentianales, Rubiaceae. The record is from the annotation of a GenBank genome assembly.